AUGCCUCCCCCCCUGCGAAUCAACCCACGGCUACUUCGUCCAGUCCAGCGAUGCGCAUAUGCAACCGCACCAUCACCAGCGAUAACCAUCAAGAACGUACCAGCACCCCAUUGCGGUAGUAUACGUAUACUGUCAUUGAAUCGACCUUUCGCGCGCAACGCCAUCUCGAAACAGCUGCUCGCGGAGCUGAACCACCAAGUCAACAGCAUACACGAUGAAGGAGAGACCGGGUCAACGCGAGCUUUGAUUCUGGCUAGCGAUGUAGACUCUAGCUUCUGCGCAGGCGCGGACUUGAAGGAGAGGGCUACAUUCACACAAGAAGAUACGGCAAACUUUCUAGCUUCCCUGCGAGGCACCUUCACAUCAAUAUCGCGUCUCCCUAUACCCACAAUCUCCGCACUCGCCGCACCAGCUUUUGGUGGAGGCCUCGAGCUCGCCCUCACGACGCACAUGCGCAUUUUCGCAUCUAACACAACCGUCGCCCUUCCAGAAACACGCCUAGCAAUAAUACCAGGCGCAGGAGGAACAUACCGCCUCCCCGCUCUGAUCGGUCUAUCACGAGCACGGGACUUGAUUCUCACAGGCCGCCGCAUCGGGGGCCCAGAGGCCUACUUUCUUGGCUUGUGCGAUCGCUUGGUUGAGAUCACACCAGAGGAAGCUAGCCAGGAGGGUGCUGCGCGGAAGAAGGUGUUGGAGGAAGCAAUCAAGCUUGCGAGGGACAUUUGUGAUGGCGGGCCGGUUGCAAUCAAAGCUGCCCUAGCGGCAGUGGAGGGGUGUGCGCUGGGUGAGAAGGCGGAAAAUGCUGCGUAUGAUAUUGUUGUCAAGACUCAGGAUAGAGAUGAGGCGUUGGUUGCCUUUAGGGAGAAGAGGAAACCAGCGUUCAAGGGGCGCUAA
Molecule: messenger RNA, 894 nt
Organism: Cucurbitaria berberidis CBS 394.84
Lineage: Eukaryota; Fungi; Ascomycota; Dothideomycetes; Pleosporales; Cucurbitariaceae
Product: ClpP/crotonase
Exons: 2
Coding region: 1-894 (297 amino acids)
Biological process (GO): fatty acid beta-oxidation
Cellular component (GO): mitochondrion
Molecular function (GO): enoyl-CoA hydratase activity
Source: RefSeq, a predicted model, not a curated record